CAGGCCACAUCAGCGGACUACACGUCAGCAGGCCACGUCAGCCGACAGAGUAGGAAUACCACGUCAGCAGGCACCCGGCCUGGUAUAUGCUGUUGCGGUCACAUACAGCCGUUAUGGACCAGAGGUCCGGAGUGGCUACAUGCAUUGCACAGCAGGAGGAUAUCCACAGCCUUGACGACUCGCUAGUCCAAGGCCGCCUUCAGCAGCUGGAGCAGCGACCAGUCGCCGCCGCCGAUGCAAGCUCUUCCAAUACCUCCGAUCGCCUCGACGCAUUGGAGAUGGACGUCGGCUCCCUCAAGGAUGGCGUGCAGUCACGGUUCCGCAAGUUCGAGCUCACGCUGCAGCUACACAACGUCAAAGAACACAAGCACCACACAUACUUGUACUCUCGCUCAGGGGGCGCGUGCCAGGCUUGGUUGGACAACCUCUUGUCCAAGUACGGAGUGGUAGCUGCCGACUUGCACACCAAGAUCAGUUGGGAUGAUCUGAAGGCGGCAUGGCACGAGCGGUUCCAAGUCGAGCCGCCCGAGAUCAAGGCUAUGAACAAGCUCAUGGUCUUCGAGCAAGGCACGCUGCCGAGUACCGACUGGAUCGCCGAGUACCGACGCUUGACGUCAGUCCCAAACAUCCACCAUUACUUCAUCUCAAGGUCCUGUCCGGCGUUAAGUAAUGCCCUCACUCACGUCGAGGACACCUUGACGACGACGGCGAAACUUUUUGACAAGGCCACGCAGAUCAUCAUUACGAACAAGGAGGCUAAGAACCUCCUUUCGUCUGCGCAAGGGCAAACAGGGAAACUGAGCACCACCGAGAGUGACUCGACAACACUCUCGACACCUCCAGAACCGGUUUCUUCGCGAGUAACCGGCCUUCAUUCCGAGGCGCACGCGGAAGUCGAUAGUCCUCCUCUUCUACUUUCUUUUGAGGACUAUGCUGCCCGGCUCGUUCCUACGCUGGGUACUCAAGCUCAAGGACAAGAAGUGUGUGCGGUUUCUUCUCCGUCCGGCAAUGACGACAUAUCGUCUUCAAGUGGUUCUUCACGGGAUUCGGCGCGCGAGUUCAACAUAGAGGUAUUGGACCCGCUCACAUCCGAGGACUUUGCAUGGCUUCCUCUCCCGACCACAGACCGCUUGCCGGGACCGCAAUGCGCAGCACUAUGCGCUCAUCUCCACACUUACUUAUCCUUCUAUGCACCACCAACUUCGCCGACAGAUGACGAAGUCGCGGUGGGGGACAUCCUUGCGUAUACUACCAAGGUGGCCCGUGAGUUUCGCACGCAGCGGUGCGAUGAUAACAACGCAUUACUCAUGUAUGUCCGCAUUCAAAUUGGGCAAGCGUCCUGCAGCGCUUUGCUGGAUAGCGGCACGUCUCGCAAUUUCAUGAGCCAAUCCUUUAUGCAAAGGGCUGGCCUUGGCGCACAAGUACGGAGGAAGGCAAACCCAAUGGCGAUCAAGUUGGUGGAUGGGAAAACGCAGCAACUUCUCGACCGUUACAUCGAGGCCGUACCGGUCUACUUCGCACCUCAUGCAUGGGAACCGGUGACAUUCGGUAUUCUCGACACGGACUUCGACAUCAUUCUGGGAAUGCCUUGGCUUGCAAGUGCGGAUCACACGGUCAACUUCCACCGGCGGACUCUUAGCAUUCGUGACGGUUUCGGCGCGGAAGCGGCGUGUACUAUUCCUCUACCGCACCCUUCGAUUCGGUGUCAAGUGGUGACGGCCAAAUCAUUCUGGGCGCCUUGCGCUUACGAGCAGCCCGAGGAAAUUGGCCUAUGUUUCCUACGGACCGUCGCAGUAUCCGACGCUUCACCCACGGACUUGUCUUCGGACCCCAGGGUGGUGCGGUUGUUGGACGAGUUCGCCGACAUCUUCGAGUCACCUACCGAUGUGGUGCCAGAUCGGCCGAUCUCUCACGAGAUCAUUCUUGAGGCCAGUGCCAUGCCGCCGAAAGGUUGCAUCUAUCGCAUGAGCGAGGAGGAGCUUGAGGUCCUCCGCACACAACUCGACGAUUUGUUGGCCAAGGGCUGGAUCCGCCCUAGCAGCUCCCCAUAUGGAGCACCGGUUCUCUUCGUCCGGAAGAAGAACAAGGAUCUACAAUUGUGUAUCGACUACCGCAUGCUCAACGCGCAAACCGUCAAUAAUGCGGGGCCUCUUCCUCACAUCGACGAUCUUCUUGAGCGACUGGGCGGCGCAAAGUAUUUUUCUAAGUUGGAUUUGAAAUCGGGAUAUCAUCAAAUCUCAAUCCGGCCGAACGAUCGCUACAAGUCCGCGUUCAAGACGCGGUACGGGAAUUUUGAGUGGGUGGUCAUGCCUUUUGGCCUCACCAACGCACCGACAACCUUUCAAGCGGCAAUGACCAAUGAGUUUCGUGCAAUAUUGGACCGGUUUGUGCUGGUCCACUUAGACGAUAUUCUCGUCUAUAGUCGGACUUUGGAGGAUCAUCUUGAGCAUCUCCGACGGGAGUUGGAGACGCUCCGCCGCGCCAAGUACAAGGCCAACCGCGGCAAGUGCGAAUUUGUCCGGCAAGAGCUGGAAUACUUGGGCCAUUUUGUCACACCGGAGGACAUCAGUCCGCUAUCGGACAAGAUUCAAGCCAUCCAAGAGUGGUCGGAGCCUCGGAACGUCACGGAUGUCCGCUCGUUCCUUGGUCUCGCCGGCUACUAUCAGCGUUUCAUCAAAGGCUACUCGAAGAUCGCGGCCCACUUGACGAAGCUUCAAUGCGAGAAUUGGCCGUUUGACUUCGGAGAGGAGGCGCGGGAAUCAUUUUUGGCUCUCAAAGUCGCGCUAUUGUCUGCAGAGGUCUUGUGGAUAUACGACCCGCUUUUGCCUACACGCGUCACCACACAUGCGUCAGGCUAUGGCAUUGGUGUAGUCCUCGAGCAACAUGAUGGUGUGGACUGGCACCCGAUCAAGUAUUUCAGCAAGAAAGUGCCCGUCGUGCAUUCCAUUGACGAUGCACGCAAGAAGGAGCUCCUCGCCUUCGUCCACGCGCUCGAGCGGUGGCGGCACUUCGUCCUUGGUCGAAGCCAAUUUCGAUGGGUAACGGACAACAAUCCGUUGGUCUUUUACAAGACCCAAGACACCGUCAACAGCACCAUCGCUCGAUGGAUGGCUUUCAUAGACCAGUUCGACUUCUUUCCCGACCACAUUCCCGGGAAGUCGAACCGUUUUGCGGAUUCUCUUUCACGGCGUUCGGAUCAUUGUACCGCGGUCUACUCAACCUUCGAGAUCGACGAUGACCUGCAGAACAGCUUCAUCCACGGCUACCAAGCCGACCCCGAGUUUCGUGACAAGUACGCGAAUUGUUGCUCUCCUAAUCCGGCGCCUUCUCACUAUCGGAUCCAAGAGGGGUACUUGCUUGUUCACACGCGGGGAAAGGAUCUUCUUUGCGUACCGAGUGAUCCUCACUUGCGUACACGGAUUCUUGGCGAGUUCCACGAUGCCCCCGCCACCAUACUCAUUGGAGUCAAUCGCACGAUUGGCCGACUUCGCCAGCGAUUUUGGUGGCCCGGCCUUCUCGGGGACGUCACACGCUACUGCGAGUCAUGCGAGGACUGGGUUGAGCGGCUGCCGGAUGUCGAGUUGGCCUACAACUCCUCUAUCAACCCGGCUAUCGGGAUGUCGCCCUUUGAGUUCGAGCACGGCUCGUCGGUCACUUCACCGUUGGACACUACUACUCCACGAACGGCCGAGAGCGACGACCAUCUUCUUUUCUUGCGUCAGAUGCAAGAGCUUCUUGUCAAGGCACGCGACCAGAUGGCCAAGACGCAACAGCGCAUGAGCCAGCAGGCCAAUCGCCAGCGUCUUCCUCGCCCAUUCCGCGCCGGCAACCUCAUGUCGGUUUCCGCAGCGGAAUUCAGCCUUGAACAAGACAUCUCUCGCAAGCUCCUCCCGAAAUGGAUGGGGCCUUGGCCUAUCGUAGCACCAGCUGGGGACGCACCCGAGGGACCUUCCUUCACGAUUCAUGUGCCCGACCACUUGCCCGUCUACCCAGUCUUUCAUUGCUCCAAGUUGGCUCUAUACACCCCAGCGGAACAUGACGAUUUUCCCGGGAGACGUUCGCAAGACCCACCCUCUAUGGACGACUUUCAGGAGGUCGGCGACAUCAUCUCCCAGCGACGCUACGGCAACAGGCCAACCGAGUAUUUGGUGCAUUUUGCAUACUACACACACCGAGCUGACCGUUGGUUGACCCGUGCAGAACUUCAAGCAACAGCGCCAGAUGUUCUCGCACGCUAUGAACACAAGAUGCAAGGCAAGCCGGUCUCUUCGGCUCCACGCCGUGCCCGCGUCCAGGUUCCACCUUCAGAUCGUCGGCUCCGCUCUUGCCCCGGCUUGACUUCAUAAGGACGGGGGGGUGUUACAUGCUGCGCCUGCACACGAGGGCCAUUUUCCAGGCCCUGCGUCCCUCAGGCUGAAAGCCUGAAAUUCAGACUUAAAGCCUGAAAACCAGGGCCCACAGGCCCCGUGACUGUUCAGGCCGAAAGCCUGAAAACAAAGGCCUACAGUCCCU
Chara braunii is the source of this 4512-nucleotide messenger RNA. NCBI's taxonomy places the organism in Eukaryota, Viridiplantae, Streptophyta, Charophyceae, Charales, Characeae. The record is from the annotation of a GenBank genome assembly.